This is a messenger RNA of Dioscorea cayenensis subsp. rotundata (Guinea yam), 1924 nucleotides long. Its product is annotated as trans-cinnamate:CoA ligase, peroxisomal-like. Bases 65 to 1837 code for a protein of 590 amino acids. The record is from RefSeq and is a predicted model, not a curated record. Lineage: Eukaryota; Viridiplantae; Streptophyta; Magnoliopsida; Dioscoreales; Dioscoreaceae. The transcript is spliced from 2 exons.
UUAUAUAUCUUCUCUAGCUCUUUAUAUAUAUAAGUAUAUUAUAUAAGAAUAAUCAGAGGAAAUUAUGGAAAGUUUACUUAAGUGUGGAGCUAACUAUGUUCCUCUAAGUCCCAUUACCUUCUUAUCAAGAGCUGCGUAUGUGUACUCAGACCGCACCUCCAUCAUCUACCAAAACACACGGUUCACUUGGAACCAAACUUAUCACCGUUGCCUCCGCCUCUCCUCCGCUCUCCGCUCUCAACUCUACAUCAACAAGAACGACGUGGUAUCAGUGCUGGCACCAAAUAUUCCGGCUAUAUACGAGAUGCACUUCGCCGUGCCAAUGGCCGGAGCGGUGCUGAACACGAUAAACACAAGACUGCAUGCUAAGGACGUGGCCAAAAUUCUGGUUCAUUCUGAGGCCAAGGUUCUCUUUUAUGAUUAUCAAUACAUCAAGCUCAUCGAUGAUAUUAUCGAUCAUUUCAUCUCUAACAAUAUUACUCCCUUACCUCAACUUAUCCUGAUUGACGACAUCGACACCCCCACCGGUGUUGUUCGUCAUGGUAAGUUUGAGUAUGAGGAGCUAAUCGCUAGAGGUGAUCCGAUGCAUGCUCCACAUGUUCUUGAAGAUGAAUGGGAUGCCAUAGCAUUGAAUUACACUUCAGGGACAACAUCAGCUCCAAAGGGAGUAGUGUAUAGCCAUAGAGGAGCAUAUAUAAGUUGCAUGACUCUUCUUCUUCAAUGGGGUGUAGGGAAUGAACCAGUUUAUCUCUGGUCACUUCCCAUGUUCCAUUGCAACGGUUGGACGUUCACAUGGGGCAUGGCCGCACGUGGGGGCACAAACGUGUGCAUCAGGAACACAACUGCUGCUGAAAUGCAUAGAGCCAUCACUCAACACAAGGUCACUCACAUGUGUUGUGCUCCUAUUGUGCUCAAAAUAAUCUCUGAAGGUUGUGAUCAUUGCAACAUGAGUACUACUGCUACUCUUCACCGGAGACCUGUUGUAGAGAUCCUCACCGGCGGUGCUCCGCCACCUGCUGCACUGCUGAAAAAGAUUGAAAAUCUCGGGUUUCAUGUCACUCAUGCUUACGGUCUCACCGAGGCCACGGGUCCGGCGACGGUGUGUGAGUGGAAGGCUGAGUGGAAUGAGCUACCAAGAGAAGAUCAGGCAAAACUGAAAGCCCGGCAAGGGAUCAGUGUGCUCACACUUGCGGACAUUGAUGUGAAGAACUUGGAAGACAUGAAGAGUGUUCCUAGAGAUGGGAAGACAAGAGGAGAGAUUGUGAUCAGAGGGAGUAGUAUAAUGAAAGGUUACUUCAAGAAUGAGGAAGAAACAAGGAAGGCAUUCGUUGAUGGAUGGUUUUUAACAGGAGAUGUUGGAGUUAUUCAUCCUGAUGGUUAUGUGGAGAUAAAGGAUAGGUCUAAGGAUGUUAUAAUCUCAGGUGGGGAGAAUAUUAGCAGUGUUGAGGUGGAGAAUGUGCUUUACUGGCAUCCAGCGGUGGAGGAAACAGCAGUGGUGGCAAUGAAACAUCCUCACUGGGGAGAGACACCAUGUGCCUUCUUGAAAGUCAAGAAGGAGUUUGUUGAAAGAAUUAAAGAAGAGGAGAUAAUCAUGUAUUGCAGGAAAAAUAUGUCCAAGUUCAUGGUGCCCAAGAAGGUAGUUUUCAUGGAUGAGCUUCCAAAGACUGCAACUGGGAAAAUCAUAAAGUCUGAUCUUAGAGAAAUGGCUAAAAGCUUCAAGGUGGCAACAAUGGCCGGCAGGGUGACACAGCAGCAGAAGCAGCAGCAGAGGAGUAAUAAAAGGCUUGGUGAUGAACCUCAAAUUGAACAACAAGUCAUGGCUUUGUCUCGUCUUUGAUUACGUAUAAUUAAUUAUAUUUAUAUUUAUAUAUAUAUAUAUAUAUAUCUAGUGUUAAGUGUAGAAAUUAACAAGGGGGUAUACGUA